GGAAAGGGGAACCAGCAACAGCCGCUACAUUUCCUUCUCGCUCUUGGGACACUCCCGCCGCUUAGAACGCGGCUGCGUGCGAGCGGACGGCCACAGAGGAGGAGCUCUCAGCCUCUAAUAACGCGGAGGGGUUAGCAGUGGCCACCAUGGGUUCUGUGAAUUCCCGAGGUCACAAAGCAGAAGCCCAGGUGGUGAUGAUAGGCCUCGACUCAGCUGGCAAGACCACGCUCCUGUACAAACUGAAGGGCUACCAGCUGGUGGAAACCCUGCCCACUGUUGGUUUCAACGUGGAGCCUCUCGAAGCCCCGGGCCAUGUGUCUCUGACGAUGUGGGAUGUGGGGGGACAGACCCAGCUGAGGGCCAACUGGAAGGACUACCUGGAAGGCACGGAUGUCCUCGUGUAUGUGCUGGAUAGCACAGAUGAAGUUCGCUUGCCCGAGGCAGUGGCUGAGCUCAUGGAAGUCCUGAAUGAUCCACACAUGGCCAGCGUCCCUUUCUUGGUGCUGGCCAACAAACAGGAGGCGCCUGAUGCUCUGCCGCUGCUUGGGAUCAGAGACAGGCUAGGCCUGGAGAGAUUCCAGGACCGCAGCUGGGAGCUCCAGGCCUGUAGUGCCCUCACCGGCGCUGGGCUGCCCGAGGCCCUGCAGAGCUUGAGACGGCUCCUGAAAUCCCGCUGCCACUGUGUCUCCACGUGAGCACCGGUGUGGCAGGGAGUGGGGAGAGCACGAAGACUUGAUCUGGGCAGAGCAGUGAGUCUUUGCCUAUACGAACUGAAAGAAGCAGCUAGUCCCUGCUUGUCAAACAAGAAGUCCUCUGUGCUUGGACAGGAUAUUUUCUUCUUGGGGCUUAUUGUCACUAGUGUUUAUGUUGAAAACCAACUAUUCUUUGAAUAAUAAAUAAUACUCUUAAGGGAAAAAAAAA
Molecule: messenger RNA, 921 nt
Organism: Ailuropoda melanoleuca (giant panda)
Lineage: Eukaryota; Metazoa; Chordata; Mammalia; Carnivora; Ursidae
Gene: ARL11
Product: ARF like GTPase 11
Exons: 2
Coding region: 147-695 (182 amino acids)
Molecular function (GO): GTPase activity; GTP binding
Source: RefSeq, a predicted model, not a curated record